GCAGAGCCCCGCGUUCUGCCGAGCGGGCGGCGGCUAUGGCGGCGCCGCUGAAGCGCUGCCUGCUGCGGCGGCGGGACGGGCGGGAGCAGCACGGCGUGGCCGCCUCCUGCCUGCGGGAGCUGCGCGACAAGGCUAGUGUCAUUCUGGCUAUUGACAAGGCCAGGGAGCCCAUCACCUUAGUACUGGCAGAAGAUGGUACCAUUGUGGACGAUGAAGAUUACUUCUUGUGCCUGCCAGCCAACACCAAGUUUGUGGCACUGGCCAAGAAUGAGAAAUGGUCCAGCAAAAGCUUAGACAGUGGAACAGCCUGGCUCUCGGAGUCUGGGGAUGAAGUGGACAGUGGUGCAGAGAAGUGGAAGCAGCUGGCCAGGCAACUGAAGGAUGACCUAUCUAAUAUCAUCUUGAUGUCUGAAGAAGACCUCCAGGUGCUUAUUGAUGUUCCACAUUCAGACCUGGCAGAAGAACUUGCCCAAAGUCAAACCAAAAUCCAAGUAUUGCAGGACACCCUGCAGCAGGUGCUGGACAGACGGGAAGAAGAACGCCAGUCAAGACAGCUCCUGGAACUCUACCUGGAGGCCUUGAAAAAUGAAGACAGUAUCUUAAGCAAAGUAGCAGAAUCUGAGACUGUGCCAAGAAAGGAGAUGGAUGUGGUUGACACAGGUACCAGCAGUACAGGCCCUUCAGCCAAAACGGCGCUCAGUGACCAGAUCCUUGCUGCUCUGAAAGAGAAACCUGCUCCAGAGCUCUGCUUGGACAGUCAAGACCUAGAGCUGGUCUUGAAAGAAGACGCACAAGCCCUGGCCUUGGCUCUAAGGUGGGACAAGCAGAAGGCUGAAGCUCUGCAGCAAGCCUGUGACCAGGAGCUCUCCAAGCGUCUACAACAAGUGCAGACUUUGCAUUCCCUAAGGAGCACGUCAAAGGGCAAGAAAACUCUACCUUGGGGAGACUACCCUGGGCUUAGGUCAAAACGCAAAAAAUAAGACUGCAGUGCUGCUUGCAAUUUCUUUUUUUUUUUUUUUUGCGUAAGAAACAAUACAAACAAAGAUAUAUCCUGGGAGCCAUAGUUUGCUGGUCAUACUAUGGUCUGGCUACAGACAACAAAAAUCUGGACAUUGUCCUGAGGCUUAAACUGCUGUGAUGAUUCAAAUCAUGUGUAACCAAAGGGAUUUUGGCUUUUUGCAGAAUACUGGAACAAUGGUAUUGCUAAACACAGCAUGUAAGGGUUCAGCUUUGAAUACCUGGUUGGGAGCCAGAAGCUUCCAUCUGAUAAUGAUGGAUCUCCCUUCGGAAGCCCCAGGCAUUUGCUUUCUUUGUCCUCCCAAGGGUGGAAGACCCAGUGGAAGACACUUUGAGGCACAGCUAAAGAACAGGGCAGAGGGUUUAGCCAGCUGCUGUCUGGCUUUAAUCUCCAGCCUGGGAUCUAGGAACCUGAAUUCUCAUGCUAAUUUCAUCAGUUCAAGUAAAUUCAAAGUCCUUUAACUUCUGUGCUUUCUCUGUAAGGAACUUCUGUCUCUUGAGUACAGUGUGGGUACUAACUUAUAAAAUGCAGCACGGGUGGAAAUACUUGCUUUUUAAGGCUGUGGAGCAGAAGACUUGUAUUUGGCCUGAUUGUAUUAUUCUCCUAAUCAUUAGUGUAGUAUCAUGAUGCUUUUGUAUUAACUGGCUUAUUUUUGUUAAAGUCUUUUUUUCUAAUAUCA
Messenger RNA from Chroicocephalus ridibundus (black-headed gull), 1697 nucleotides. RefSeq names its product DNA fragmentation factor subunit alpha (gene DFFA). Lineage: Eukaryota; Metazoa; Chordata; Aves; Charadriiformes; Laridae. Gene Ontology annotation, biological process: negative regulation of execution phase of apoptosis; apoptotic process. The transcript has 6 exons. The record is from RefSeq and is a predicted model, not a curated record. Bases 36 to 980 code for a protein of 314 amino acids. Gene Ontology annotation, cellular component: chromatin.